Molecule: messenger RNA, 1520 nt
Organism: Hansenula anomala
Lineage: Eukaryota; Fungi; Ascomycota; Saccharomycetes; Phaffomycetales; Wickerhamomycetaceae
Gene: PGK1
Product: phosphoglycerate kinase
Exons: 2
Coding region: 273-1520 (415 amino acids)
Biological process (GO): glycolytic process; gluconeogenesis
Cellular component (GO): cytosol
Molecular function (GO): ADP binding; phosphoglycerate kinase activity; ATP binding
Source: RefSeq, a predicted model, not a curated record
ACUAUGUUACUCUGUUACUCUAAUUAUCACUCCCAGUUUACCCUUCUUACAAAAUUUGCAUCCCACCGUUGACUCGUCCGUUGAUGUCGUUGACGUUGGUGGUGUGUGGCCCGGCACACUCGCUCACACGGUGCAACAUCACCCAAUGCUACUCCCUCGAGCUGGUGAUGGAACAAGCCCAGUGGUAUAAAUAAGGAGUGCUAUCCCCUUAUUGCUUACAACCUUCUUUACUACCCACAUCAAGAAUACUUAGAGUAUUAAACAAAUACAAAAUGUCUUUAUCAAGCAAAUUAUCAGUCACUGACUUGAACGUUGAAAACAAACGUGUCUUCAUCCGUGUUGAUUUCAACGUCCCAUUAGAUGGUACUAAAAUCACAAACAAUCAAAGAAUUGUUGCUGCCUUACCAACCAUCCAAUACGUUGCUGAACAUAAACCAAAAGCUAUCAUCUUGGCUUCUCAUUUAGGUAGACCAAAUGGUGAAAGAAAUGAAAAAUAUUCUUUAAAACCUGUUGUUGCUGAAUUAUCUUCAUUAUUAGGUAAACAAGUCACUUUCUUAAACGAUUGUGUUGGUGAUGAAGUUGAAAAAGCUGUCAAUGGUGCCACUGAUGGUCAAAUCUUUUUAUUAGAAAACUUGAGAUUCCAUAUCGAAGAAGAAGGUUCUAAAAAAACUUCAGAAGGUAAAGUUAAAGCUUCAAAAGAAGAUGUUGAAAAAUUCAGAAAACAAUUGACUUCAUUAGCUGAUGUCUAUGUUAACGAUGCCUUUGGUACUGCUCACAGAGCUCAUUCAUCAAUGGUUGGUUUUGAUUUACCACAAAGAGCUGCUGGUUUCUUGAUGGCUAAAGAAUUAACUUAUUUCGCUAAAGCUUUAGAAAACCCAGUCAGACCAUUCUUGGCCAUCUUGGGUGGUGCUAAAGUCUCCGAUAAGAUUCAAUUGAUUGAUAACUUGUUGGACAAAGUUAAUAUCUUGAUUGUUGGUGGUGGUAUGGCUUUCACUUUUAAAAAAGUUUUAGAUAACACCAAAAUUGGUAAAUCUUUAUUCGAUGCUGAAGGUGCUAAAAUUGUUCCUCAAUUGAUUGAAAAAGCCAAAAAGAACAAUGUUGAAAUUGUUUUACCAGUUGAUUUCAUCACUGCUGAUGAUUUCAAUAAAGAUGCAAACACUGGUUACGCCACCGCUGAAGAAGGUAUCCCAGAUGAAUGGCAAGGUCUUGACGGUGGUCCAAAAACUAGAGAAUUAUUUGCUGCUGCCGUUGCCAAAGCUAAAACCAUUGUUUGGAAUGGUCCUCCAGGUGUCUUUGAAUUUGAAAAAUUCGCUGAAGGUACCAAAUCUUUAUUAGAUGCUGCUGUCAAAUCUGCUGCUAAUGGUAACACCGUUAUUGUUGGUGGUGGUGAUACCGCUACUGUCGCUAAGAAAUUUGGUGCUGCUGAUAAAUUAUCUCAUGUUUCCACUGGUGGUGGUGCUUCAUUAGAAUUAUUGGAAGGUAAAGAAUUACCAGGUGUUACUUACUUGUCCAACAAAUAA